CCCCUCAGACAGUAUCAUGCCCCCCCCCGGCCAACAGCUGCUACCCACAUAGAGGUCAGACUUCAGAGGUUGCUCCGCCUCUCGUUCUGGGCCAUCGCCACAGAGGAUGCUGGGAAUGUGUCGCGGGCGCAGGAAGUUCCUCGCUGCCUCCCUCGCCCUGCUCUUCAUCCCCGCACUCACCUGGCUGUACCUCUCCGCUGGUAACUUCCAAGUGAAGCCCCUCCCCCUGUCGCCCCUGUUGCCUCAGUUGUCCACGUUGACGGCCAGGGGCGGGGCCUUGGGAGGGGGUGUGUCUAGGGAGGCGUUGGAGCUGAGGGUCCGUGAGGUCGAAGAGGAGAACCAACUUCUCCGGCGUGAACUCAGCCGACCCCCCCGGAGCCCUGCUGGCCCUGCUUCACAUCACACCAAUCACCGCGGCAACCAGAGCAAGACUCACUCGGAGGAGGGAACAGGGGACAACGAGGCGGGGCUUAAAGCUGGCUCCUCGGGCAACAGGUCAGACUGUGUGCAGCAGCCAGCGGUAGACAAGUGUGAGACCAUUCACGUGGCCAUCGUGUGUGCCGGGUACAACGCCAGUCGUGAUGUGGUGACACUCGUCAAGUCAGUCCUUUUUCACAGGUAGGUACACACACACACACACACAGCUGGGCC
Messenger RNA from Oncorhynchus tshawytscha (Chinook salmon), 651 nucleotides. Its product is annotated as LARGE xylosyl- and glucuronyltransferase 1-like. The transcript is spliced from 3 exons. The coding region runs from base 107 to 622 and encodes 171 amino acids. The record is from RefSeq and is a predicted model, not a curated record. Lineage: Eukaryota; Metazoa; Chordata; Actinopteri; Salmoniformes; Salmonidae.